UUUGUCUUUUUCUCUUCCAGCUCUACUGAGGCCUGAGCAAUGUGUGACCAGACCUUCCUUACUGUUCUCUUUGGCCCCUGUGCCAAAUGCAGCCGGGAGAGACCAUUACGGACCAUUUACAUCAAAGCUCAACCCGUGACUCUCUGCUCACUAUGUGUGGAAUUGAUGGCAACCGAAGGCUUGCAGGAGAAUGAAACCCUGGCCUCCCUGAAGAAUGAAGCGGAGAGUCUGAAGGGGAAGCUGGAGGAAGAGAGAGCCAAGCUGCAUGAUGUUGAAUUACAUCAAGUUGCAGAACGUGUGGAGUCCCUGGGCCAGUUUGUCAUGAAAACAAGGAGGACAUUGAAGGGUCAUGGCAAUAAAGUUCUCUGCAUGGAUUGGUGUAAAGACAAGCGGAGGAUUGUGAGCUCAUCCCAGGAUGGAAAAGUGAUUGUGUGGGAUGCUUUUACAACAAACAAGGAGCAUGCAGUUACCAUGCCCUGCACCUGGGUAAUGGCCUGUGCCUAUGCGCCAUCUGGGUGUGCCAUUGCAUGUGGGGGUCUGGACAAUAAGUGCUCUGUGUACCCUCUGACAUUUGAUAAGAAUGAAAACAUGGCUGCCAAAAAGAAGUCAGUGGCUAUGCAUACCAACUACCUGUCUGCUUGCAGCUUUACUAACUCGGAUAUGCAGAUCCUGACAGCCAGUGGAGACGGUACAUGUGCUCUCUGGGACGUGGAAAGUGGACAGCUGCUGCAGAGCUUUCAUGGACAUGGUGCUGAUGUUUUGUGUCUGGAUCUGGCACCUUCUGAAACAGGAAAUACCUUUGUGUCUGGAGGAUGUGACAAGAAAGCUAUGGUUUGGGACAUGAGGACUGGCCAGUGCAUUCAGUCAUUUGAAACUCAUGAAUCUGAUAUCAACAGCGUCAGGUAUUACCCCAGUGGAGAUGCCUUUGCCUCGGGAUCUGACGAUGCCACGUGCCGUAUGUAUGAUCUUCGGGCAGAUAGAGAAGUCGCAAUCUAUUCUAAGGAAAGCAUCAUAUUUGGAGCAUCGAGUGUGGAUUUCUCCUUGAGUGGUCGCUUGCUGUUUGCUGGAUACAACGACUACACAAUCAAUGUUUGGGAUGUUCUGAAAGGCAGUAGGGUGUCCAUCUUGUUUGGUCAUGAGAACAGAGUCAGCACUCUCCGUGUGUCUCCUGAUGGGACUGCAUUCAGCUCGGGGUCAUGGGAUCACACUCUAAGGAUCUGGGCAUAAUGCACAAAUGUGAAGAAAUAUCUGCGGUCCCGCAGCUUGGCAAUUAUAUCACAGGUUUUACCUUGUGUUAUACGAUAAGAGUUGAAAUUUAAGAUUAGAUGCUGGUUGUUGCAGAACUAUGUAGAAAACAGGAUGGAUGCCACAAAAAUAGAGCUAAAUGAAGAAAUCCUUAUUUAUAUAUUGGUGGUCAAACCUGGAGAGUCCACCCAACACUCAUCACUUUCUAUUAUAGUAGGCUUCUCUGUCAGGAGGGUCAGUGUACAUAAGUGCUAGUUGCAUUUCCAUUAGCGAGAUCUGGUAAGGCUUUACAUUUUUUUUUAAAUUUCAUACAUGCAAAGAUCACCAUUCUGUUCUACAAAAUGAUUACUGAAGACAUCGUCAAUGUAUCUGCACUCAAUAUUGAUGGCAAUCAUCCCUUGUUUACAAGUGAAAAAAAGGGAAUUUGCUAAAGCUUUACUAGACCAGUGAACCUGUACUAGCUUUAGUGCUAACUGUUGUAACUUACCUUAAGAGUACACUACACUAUAACCAAAACUGAAAAUUUAACCUUGAGAUGCAUACCGAGAACUCUGCCUACCUGUUCAGUUUUCAGGCAUUGCUGUGGUUCAACAAGUCAUCUGGAGAUCUGGGAACCCCUGUUUAUAAUGCACAAUACUAUUUCCCAAACAUACCCUUUGCAGGCUCCUUGCCAUCUCUUACAUGCAGAAAACUUGGAGUAUAAAAUGUCAGUACUUAGAUGUUUCUUAAGAAUAGCUUCACACUAAUGUAAGUUGGGAACGUGGGCAUAAUCCUGUGUAUUUUCGACCCACACUGAGAUGCCCAAAACAAUAAAAGAUAGUAACGCUCAAGUGCCCCCCAAAUCUGUGUCAAUUUAGAUCAGCAUGUGAAUAGGCUGGUGCAAAACAGACAGGAUCCGCUUGUCAGGCACUAGUAGACAAAGUGGUGCCCGUCUGGUGCCAUUAUUCUUAAUGGUACUAUCACACAUCCGCAUCCUUAGCAUGGUUUUACACUGUAUAGUGCCAACCAUGUGAUUGGGUGCUGCAUGAUUUGAAAAAAACGGAUCAGUGACUUCUUUCCCCGCAUUUCUCAUUUAAAAUAAAUAAGCUGCUGUACCCGUGACGUGUGUGCGCAAACGUGCCGCACUGCCAUGAACCAAGGCUAAGCUGGCCAUAGAUAAAUUGAAGUUCAGCUAGUUCAGUAAAGAUCAGAUGAAUUGUGAUUCAUCAAUGGCCACUGCUGCUUGAUAGAAUUUGAUUGUUAGAAUGAAACGGAAAAUUUUCAUUCGAUCAGCUGCUGCAGCCAAUCGGCUUCAGUGCUGAUCAGUUUAUUCUGACAGCAGAGGAGUCCCCACUUUUUGAAUGGGGGAAUCUGUGUAGAUUAGUCCACUGGUUGAUCAAAAAAAAAACUGAUUCAUCUAUUGGCCAUAGAGUCUUACCAUCCUCCAUUAGACUCAAACUUGCCAUUGAAGUCUGAAUAUAUUUAGUAAUAUGGAAGCAAAGAGAGAGAGAAAGCUGAACAAAAUGUAGUUUUCGCACAGCUGCAGAGUUUGUUGAUUUACUAAAGGCAAACAGAUUUUC
Rana temporaria (common frog) is the source of this 2804-nucleotide messenger RNA. It is a transcript of the gene GNB5, whose product is annotated as G protein subunit beta 5. The transcript has 12 exons. Gene Ontology annotation, biological process: G protein-coupled dopamine receptor signaling pathway; G protein-coupled receptor signaling pathway. Gene Ontology annotation, cellular component: heterotrimeric G-protein complex; cytoplasm. The record is from RefSeq and is a predicted model, not a curated record. Lineage: Eukaryota; Metazoa; Chordata; Amphibia; Anura; Ranidae. The coding region runs from base 40 to 1227 and encodes 395 amino acids. Gene Ontology annotation, molecular function: protein binding; signaling receptor complex adaptor activity.